Molecule: messenger RNA, 1416 nt
Organism: Daldinia decipiens
Lineage: Eukaryota; Fungi; Ascomycota; Sordariomycetes; Xylariales; Hypoxylaceae
Product: histidinol-phosphatase
Exons: 2
Coding region: 253-1191 (312 amino acids)
Biological process (GO): L-histidine biosynthetic process
Cellular component (GO): cytoplasm
Molecular function (GO): histidinol-phosphatase activity
Source: RefSeq, a predicted model, not a curated record
UGUUAUUCAAACGUGUUACCGGAAUUUCCAUAUAACUAAGACCUGAUAUUACGAUUCUCCAACAGAUAGAUGUAGCGUUAAGUUGUUAGAUCAUUGGAUUUGUUUUAUAAAUCAAUCCUUCGCACCCAAUUUCCAGACAGAAAUAAGUGCUGCCCAAAUCCCAAUAAUCAGCCUUAUUUCUUAUUACCACAGUUAAUACUCCAUCCUGCUGAGUAGCAUCAAUCACUAUCGAAAUCAUAUCACCAAGGAAUUAUGGCCUUCACGAUGCAUUCCCACUCGGGCCAGUUCUGCCCUGGCCACGCAAAAGACCAACUUGAAGACAUCGUGAAGCACGCCAUCGGUCUUGGUUACACCACCCUCGGGCUCACAGAGCACAUGCCGCGGACCGCCCCUGAGGAUUUAUAUCCCGAGGAACUCGACAACCCAGAAGGCUCCCUCGCAGAGCUCUUCCCGCGGCACGAGGCAUACCUCUUAGAGGCCCAACGCUUGCAAGUCAAGUACGCUUCUCAAAUCCACAUAUUGAUCGGUUUCGAGGGCGAGUGGCCGCGGCCCGCCUACGCGUCCAUUGUGACGCAGCUCGCUACUCACCCUGGCAUCGAUUACUUCAUCGGCAGCCUGCACCACAUCGACGGGAUUCCUAUCGACUACGAUGCCUCGUAUUAUGCGCGGGCCAUCGCCUCUGCCGGGGGCUCUGAGGAGCUGGCCGCGGAGCGAUAUUAUGACCAGCAGCACGCUAUGCUCAUAGCUCUCCACCCGCGCAUCGUCGGCCACUUCGACCUUGUAAGGCUUCUAUCCUCGGAGCCGGGGCGUGACAUGCGGACUUCUUGGCCGGGAGUCUGGGACCGAGUGUGCCGUAACCUGCGGGUUGUAGCCGAGUACGGCGGGUGGUUGGAGUGCAACAGUAGUGCGUUACGCAAAGGGCUUAUAGAGCCGUAUCCGGCACGACCGAUCGCCGAGGAGUGGCUGCGAUUAGGGGGGCGGUUCACGCUCUCAGAUGACAGCCACGGCAUCGCGCAGGUAGGCACUAACUACAGUCGCGCACUUGAGUAUCUGGCUAGUCUGGGCGUAACUAACUUAUGGACUCUACAACGGGAUCCUCACCCGGGACUAUCGGCUAAGGGUGAAAAGGCCAAGGUAGUGGAAGUAGCAGUCUUACUGGAAAGCAUUAAGGCCGUGGUGAGUAAGUGGUGAUGAUCGUGGUUGAACACGAGUAAAAGAGACGGGGAAAAUACAGAUUUCUUUAAAGGGGCUAUAUUAUAUUUGCGGGAUUCGUGAGGUCUAAGAAGGUAAAACGACCGGGAGAAAAGGGGGUUGAGUAGUUGGUUGUCCAUAUACCCGUCAGUAGAAAAUAGAAUAAAGGUGAAGCAAAAUCUAGGCCAGUUUCUUAAUAGAUUUUUCUUAUUCCGAUUUCACAAA